This is a messenger RNA of Phoenix dactylifera (date palm), 2919 nucleotides long. NCBI's taxonomy places the organism in Eukaryota, Viridiplantae, Streptophyta, Magnoliopsida, Arecales, Arecaceae. The record is from RefSeq and is a predicted model, not a curated record.
UGUUGUUGUUGUCCGGAGUCCAACGCCGUCCGACCGUGCGACCUGCGGGAGAGCUCUCCAGGCGACUUUUGCGCCGUCCCCUCGUCCGCUCUCCCUCGCGUCUACUUCGAGUCGAAUCCAUGGCGAUGGCGACCAACUCGUUCCCCAGAUACCGAGCCGUCUCGAAGGGCACUACUUGAGAGCAGGAUACGGACUUAAUCCAAGAUUAAUCCGCAGCUCCGUGCGCCAAGAGUCUCUCAGCGCAGUCGGAAAUGGCGAAGGUGGUACGAGGAGGCGGCGAUGGGGGGCUGAUAGAGAGGCUACCACAGAGCCUAGUACUGGAAAUAUUUGGGAGGCUCGACUUGGAGUCUCUGUGCUCGGCGGCUCCCGCCUGCAAAGCUCUCCGGUUCUCGGUGUCGCAGGUUCUCUCAACCAUCUCCACAAUCGACCUCUCUGGGUUUUCACAUACUGUCCAGAUCCUGAAUAGAGUUCUGACUAAUAAUAGAAUGCUUCGAAGCCUUACCCUUGAUUGUGUUGAGCUAGAUGAUUCUUCAAUUGAAGUUUUUGGCAAGGAACAUCUCCAAGAACUUGUUUUGCUUAAGUGCUUCAGGUUCUCUUUGUAUAUUCUCACAGCCAUCAGCAGAAAGUGCCCCAAUUUAAGACUUUUAUCAUUGGAAAUGGUAUGUCCAUGUGAUGUUGAAUCACCUGAUGACUGCAACAAUUCCAUAGCAAAGAUGCUCGAGGGAUGCUUGUACUUGGAGUCUCUGUCUAUAAAGUUCCAUGACCAUUAUGGUGACACAUGUUAUGUUGAAUUCAGCCAGCUCAUCCUUCCGAAAACCAUUAGAGUUCUGCUGUUGCAGCCUAUAUCUGAUAGGCAAGCCAAGCUGCUUGUCCUCAAAGCUGGAGCUGAUAGGAAUUCAACCGCAUCGUUAGCUGGUGCUGGCAGUUCCUUUCUAAGGCCCAAUAGUAAUGGACUGCAGUCGCUAUCUCUUGUUUUAAAUAAAAUAAAAGAUGAACUUCUUAUAGCUAUUGCAAGCAGUCUUCCUCAAUUGGUUGGGCUGUGUCUUGAAGAUAAACCACUGGGGGAGCCCUCUUUGCACAAUGACUUGACCAACAGAGGGCUUCAGUCUCUAGGCUCCUGUAGAAAUUUGACUAGCCUUUCGCUUACACGGAGUAGACAAAAUUACCCAGCCACUUUCAGAAGGGUGAAUGAUGUUGGUAUUCUCCUCCUAUCUGAGGGAUGUAGAAGACUUGAAUCAGUAAGACUUGGUGGAUUUUCUCGAGUGACCGAUGCAGGCUAUGUAUCUUUUCUUCACUCCUGCAAGAACUUGAAAAGGUUUGAGGUCGUCAAUGCUUUUUUCUUGUCAGAUUUGGCAUUUCACAAUCUUGCUGAUGCCACAAACUCCCUUGUUGAAGUGAGAUUGUUGUCCUGCAAUCUUGUAACCAGUGAAACUGCAGAAUCUCUAUCCUUAUGCAGAAAUUUGGAGGUUCUGGACCUUUCAGGAUGCAAAAGCACUGCAGAUGUUGGGCUCAUUUCAAUUUCAAAACUUUGUAAAUUGACUACAUUGGAUCUUGGUGGAGCUGAUAUUACUGACAGUGGUUUAGCAGCCCUUGGUCAUGGGAGUUGCCCGAUUGCUUCUUUAUGUCUAAGGGGCUGCAAAAGGAUCACAGAUAGAGGGAUAGCGCUUUUGUUGUAUCAGGAUGGCAUUAUUAGGAGAACUUUAUCAACUCUUGAUCUGGGUUACCUGCCUGGAUUGUCGGAUAAAGGUAUGUCUACUAUUGCUGAGGUCUGUAGAGAAAUCACCAACCUCAGCAUCCGGAGUUGUUUCUAUGUCACUGAUGCUUCUAUAACAGUUCUGGGUUCAAUGGAAGCAUUUGAGGGCAAAAGAAGACCACUUCGAAAGCUUGAUCUCUAUAGCUGUAGUGGGUUGUCAAACGCUUCUUUUUGGCUACUUGCCCCUCCCUUCUUCCGUGGCCUACGCUGGCUUGGUGUGGGAAACACUAGGUUGCUGGAUGAAAGCGAAAACAGAUUUGUGGAACUUUCAAGAGACCGACCAUGCCUAACAAUUUGCACAAAGGGCUGUGAGAUGGGUUGCAAGGCUGGAUUUCAUGCAUUGACAUGAAUUUAUCUGACAAUAUAAAUUUGGUAUUGACCAUUUGUGUGUAAGUUCAAGAAGUACAGCGGAGAUGAAAUGAUGGAUGGCUAUUUGAUGGACUCUUUGCAUCUGAAAAUAUGGUGUUUUCCAUGCCAGACCUAAAUUCCUCCCCCUCUUACUCAGGAUAGCUAGCGAGAGGAAGUGCUGCUGAUGUUGAAAAGUUCCUUCGGACAUGAAGCAUCGACAAUUGUAGCGACUUGCAUUUCCUACAUCAAGAGCAGGAUUUGAUAUUUCUCUCUCAUCUCCUUUUAUAUCUUGUGAAGCAGGAAGAGAAUGGACUCUAGCAAGGUCCAGUUUAGAAGGCUAAAUCAUCUUGGAGUCAUUCAGGACCAGACUCUUUUCUCGAAGUAUGAAGUUGAUGCUACAAUGGUGCUUCCAUGCCUGGUAUCGAGGUUCAGAAAAAGGAAGCAGUUAUCUUUUCUUUUUUCUUCUUCUCUGAUGGCAGUUGAUUAUUAACUAAGACCUCCCAUGAUGAUUUUCAUUCCAGAUGAAAAAGGUGGAGCAUUCGAGAUUAGGCUGAGGGAUGGUUACCGAAAAAGAAACCAUGACUAGAAUAGACCUAUUCCAACUGCCAUUGCAAAGCAGGCUAUCAGUUUUGUGCUUGUGGCCACUUGAGAAAAGGUUUUUGUGCUUGAAUUAAUGAAUUUUUUCUAUGCUCGAUGUGAACUAGUGUCUGUUUAAGCUUCACUUAGUAUUACAAGACAUGAAACUUUUAUUGAAAAGAAACCCCGACUGAAUUUAACCCAAGAAUUUAGAGAAGCUAACUUUGCUACCAUUCUACUUA